Ichthyophthirius multifiliis is the source of this 1020-nucleotide messenger RNA. Its product is annotated as zinc finger lsd1 subclass family protein, putative. Lineage: Eukaryota; Ciliophora; Oligohymenophorea; Hymenostomatida. The record is from RefSeq and is a predicted model, not a curated record. The transcript has a single exon.
AUGUUAGGAUAUAAAGGAAGUUCUAUGAUUUCUAAAUGUGGUUCAUAUAAUCUUUUAGGAGGAUAUAAUGUAUGCGGAAAAGGUUGUGUUAUAACCAAUAAAUAUGAAUCAAUUAAUCCUGUAUACAGUUAUUAAUUAACUUUCAUGUUUAUGAUGGUUGAUUCAUGGGAUAAUGGUGAGUUUUUUAUAAUUACUAUAAAUGAAAAUGAGGCAUAUCGUGAAUCUAAAGUUAAAGGGUCAAAAGACUUAUGUGGAUUUGCUACCUCUGAAGACACUUAAUCUGCGAAUUUCGAAUAUAAAACUAGUGACUAAAUUAUUAAUGUUAAAUUUAUUAAUAACAUGGAUGAAAAUCCUGAUACUGAAUCUAUAGGUAUAAGCGAAUUUAUAAUUUAUGCUAAUGAAUGUAUGGCUGAAUGCUUAGAAUGCACUGACGCUACUACUUGUAGUAAAUGUAAAGAAGGCAAGUAUUUAGAUGCAAGUAGGUGUAUUGAUUGUAUUGCAAAUUGUGAAAAAUGUACAAAAAAAGAUUCUUGUGAUUUAUGCAAAAAUGGAUAUUUUUAUAAUGAUUUUUAAUGUGUUUCAGUCUGUCCAAAUAAUAAAUAUAAAAAUGUUACGACUAGAACUUGCCAUGAUUGUGAUAAUAAAUGUAAAACUUGUUCUGAUGCAACCGAUUGUGAUACUUGCUUACAGAAUAGAGUUGCACCUGCUUGUGGAUGUCCUGAUUAUAAUUAUGAUAACUUGAAUUACUAAUAAGCUUGUUUUGCAUGUUCUGAUAUAUCUGUUGGAUGUUCUACUUGUGAUAACAAAACUUGCUAAGCAUGUUUAGCACCGCGUUUUUUAGAUGGAAAUUCAUGUUUAAAUCCUUGUCCUGCAGGCAAAUGGGGUAAUACGGCAAACAGAUAAUGCGAAAAUUGUUUAGCUAAAUGUGCAACUUGUUCUAAUGCAACAAUUGUGACACUUGCUUUCAGAAUAGAGUUGCACCUGAUUGUGGAUGUCCUGCUCACAAUUAUGAUAACUUGA